CAUACACAAAACAACACUCGAAAUGUCAAUCGCGUACAAUAAUCAGCUGUCGAUUUUUAUUGCAAUAAUUUAUUAUGAACACAAUGCGCGUUAACAAAUGAACAAAUCCCUGUUCUGCUAGAAGCAAUCACGGUGGUGAUCUUAGGUUUGUGCGGUGUGGGGCGAUGGCGCGGUGUGGGUUCGGCGAGUGAAGGAGGCGAAGGCGGGCGAGGCCAAGGUCCGAAGGGCCAGGCAUGUGGAGGCAUGGCCGGCGAGGCGGCGGGGACGUCGCGCGGGCUCCGGGUGUACAAGAUCGUCGUGCUGGGGGACGGGGGAGUGGGCAAGUCCGCGGUCACUCUGCAGUUCGUGAGCCACAGUUUCUUGGACUACCAUGACCCUACUAUAGAGGACUCAUAUCAGCAGCAAGCUGUCAUUGAUGGAGAACCAGCAUUGUUGGAUAUUUUGGACACAGCAGGACAAGUGGAGUUCACAGCAAUGCGGGAGCAGUACAUGCGGUGCGGAGAGGGCUUCGUGCUCUGCUACUCCGUGACGGACCGGCGCUCCUUCCGCGCGGCGGCCGAGUACCGCCGGCUGCUGGCGCAGGCGCGGCCCACGGAGUGCCUGCCUCUUGUCCUCGUCGGGAAUAAGCUGGAUUUGGCUCCUAGAUGUCGGCAGGUGACAACUGAAGAAGGCUCGGCGCUCGCCACGCAGCUCGGCUGCCCGUUCUUCGAGACGUCGGCUGCGCUGAGACAUUUCGUCGAUGACGCUUUUCACGCGCUCGUGCGUGAAAUACGCCGGUUGGAGCGACAGAGACAGUCCUCAUUAAUGGCGACCGGCAUCUCGACGGGCGGCGGGCGCCGGCGCUGGCGGCGCCUCCGCAGCAUCUUCGCGCUCGUGUUCCGCCGCCGGCGGCGCCACGACUGAACGUAAGCCUUAACACAACCCCAAUAGGUUCGGAUUCGAUUGACGCGUCGAGACGACGCUUGACUGUGCGAACCGAUGGUAUUGUUCAAUGAAUUGAUAAUUAUUUUAUGUGGUGUUCGAGAAAUCAGUCGUUGAAUUGACCUUUUAGGGCGUCCACGGAGCGGGCGCACGCACGCGGAUGCCGUUGUGGGUAAAAUCUGUCGCACGCGUCCGCGCCAGUUAGCAACGCUAAUAGGUACUAUUUUUAGUUUACCCGCUCACCAGCUCCGGACAACCGCGUCAGCUAGACGGACGCCCUUAUACAAUGGGUAUGAGUGGAUGCACGAAGUAUUAAGAAAAUCGUGUUAAAUAAAGCCAAAGCUGAUAUUAUUUUAAUAUUUAUAUUAAGUUUACUUCAUUCUCGAAUAAAAGUUUUUAAUUUGGUCAUUUACCUCCAAUGGUGAAACUGUUUUGGAUUUUCUUGUUAUUUAUUUAGUUCCAGAUCUGACACUGAUGUUUAAUUUAUGUUGAAUUGGUCUUUGUAAAUUAAAAAAUCUAACAGUUUUAACAAUAUCAUUGGUUGUACAACUUAAAAGUUUCUAAAUCAUCUAAAAAUGAGUCAUUUUGUUGUUUCCUUAUACACAGUUUUAUUAGCCAUGUUAGAAAAAUGAGUUAAUGUUUUUAAUACUACUACUUUUAUCACGUACCUGUAUAUUUAAGUAUAUUGGCAUCCCCACCAGUCAAAAAGUCAUCAUUUCAGUGGCCAUUUAUAUAUAUUUUUUGUCAAAGUAUAAAUACCUUUUAGUACAGAAAAAACAAAUUUUAAUGAAUCUCACUAUGAUAUAUAAAACAAAAUUAAAGUGUCUUUGUAAUCUAAAACACAUUUCGAAGUCUUUUUACAUCUUCUCUAUGUCAAAAACUUUUUUUUUUUGCAAAUUAACCUUCUACCUCUUUAAGAUUUUAACAUCCCUACUAUAAUUCCUAAUAACUAAACUAAAAUAAGCAGGGCCUAUAUUUGUUAAGAUAUUUGUAACGCUAAUGAUUGUUAUAUUUUAUUUUUUACUAAUUUAAAGUUAAUUAGGUAUAACAGUUUUCUUUGAGGACCAAUCUGCUAAGAGUGUUGAUUAGAUCGGUGGUCAACUAUGAUUUUGACAAUAUGUACUACAUAAAGUACCUAAUAUGAAACCCUCUUGAACAUAAUUAUCUUAUUAUUAAAGAAAACAACUUCAAAAAUGUUAUCCCGACAAUCUAGUUUUAAAUAAAAGCCGAUUUCGUAAUAUUUUGAAUUCAAAGUUAAGUCGAGUGAUUUAAGGCUAGAGCACACCGGCUGCGUCCACGUGCGCGUGCGCUAAAAUGUUGGAGCCGUACACGCACACCUCACGCAAUCAGUGUGCCGUCUCUCAUAAGGAUCUGUAUAUUACAGCGCGCACGUCUACGCUCACGCAUCUGGUGCGCACAGCUCUUUAGUAAGACCCCAGGCCUUAGACAGUUCCAAGUAAUGUUUAAACUUAGUUUUAGACCAUUGCCUAUAGCGUUUUGUUGUUAGAACACAUAUUGUUACACGAAAAGAUGAAAAGGUCGGUUGAGCUGGAAAAUUAAGAUGUUGAUGCUUUGGAAAAUCAAGAUGUUGAUGCUUAGAGUUAUACGCUUUGGGAGUCGAGCUUAAUGCGUUGCUAAGGAAUCUGAAACGUUCAAGAAUGUCUAAGAAGUCGCUAAUGAGUAAAAUCACAGAGUUAUUGAAUGUAGAACACGAAGUCUAAGAAAAAGUCGUACCCUGAGUUUGUCAGCUGAAUUAGAUCGCGAUAACGAUAAAUGUUGUAACUGGAAUGUAAAACGUCAACUUUUGACAGUUAGAUUUCGCAUGUGUUGUGCCGUACAGCGCUAUCACAUUCAUAGCAUACAUUUUACGUAGACAUUUCUACACUUAAUAAAUCUUUGGUCAAAUUUAACGCUUGAGCAUUGAGAUUCGCUAUGAAAUUGAUCUAUGGAGUAUACAACAAAAAUUGAUCGUGAUAUUUUCUGUAAUGUAUAAUCAAAUCGAUCAAAAAAUCCGACUGGGAGCGAUGGAUUUUGGUAGGAAAAAAAUAUGGCUACGCAUCAAAUCUAAGGUAUAAAGCGUCGUUGAAGAAAUGAGUAAAGAAGGGUAGGAAGCUAUGCUUUCGGAAUUUAUUAUAGUUCCAUAAUGAUUAGGCGUCGAUAGUGUUAGUAGUAGAUUCCGAAUGGUAACAAUAUGUCGUUGAAUUGAGAGAUAUUUAGAUGUUGUUGAUAUUAUUUUACUAGAUGUUUAGUAAUAGUAUUUCCAUGUACAAACGGAAUAGUCCUAAUGCACUGUACCACGUAUUGUUUGUCUAGUCUAUAUUUAGCUUACUUCUAUAGGCAUAUAGUGAUUUUAUUUUGGCUAAAGAAUCUUUAAAAUAAAAAAAUGUCGACCGGUCUGGCCUAGUGGAUAGUGACCCUGCCUGUGAAGCCGAUGGUCCUGGGUUCGAAUCCCGGUAAGGGCAUUUAUUUGUGUGAUGAGCACAGAUAUUUGUUCCUAAGUCAUGGGUGUUUUCUAUGUAUUUAAGUAUUUAUAUAUUAUAUAUAUCGUUGUCUGAGUACCCAUAACACAAGCCUCCUUGGGCUUACCGUGGGACUUAGUCAAUCUGUGUAAGAAUGUCCUAAAAUAUUUAUUUAUUUAUUUAUGUUAUCCAAAUUUUGCUUAAAAAAUAACUACAUAUAUUUUUGGGGCUAUAAUUUUAAAUUAAGUUGCAUGACUUACGUCCUUAUGCCAUGAACGCAAAGUGAUUAGCUGUCGAAGUUUUUUUUUAUGAAACUGUAGUCAAGUUUGGCAAGAGUAGCAACUCUUAGUAGAGCAUAUGCAUAGAGAUUCACACAGUAUUUUUCUUAUACUAAUAUUAUAUUACAACCCCAAACCUCUGUUUGAGAAUUUGGUUUUAUUCUACUGUUACUGACAAAAUUGGUUUGCUAGACUAUAGUUUAUAGCAGGGGUCGGCAACCUUUUAGCAGCCAAGGGCCACAUAGUAGUAAAUUGACGCGGGCCGCACUUUGUUAAUAUUUAUGACUUUAUCAGGUAUUGUCGUUUGCCAAAAUGAGAGGUUCGCGGGCCGCAUGCGGCCCGCGGGCCGCCUGUUGCCGACCCCUGGUUUAUAUAGCAAUAGUCGUUGAAUAAUAAAUUUAUUUAUCGUAUGGCAUUACAGUUACUGGAUUUAAAUUGAAUAUUAAUCUUAAGCGCGGUUUAGACUAGCAAGAACUUGCAUGCAAUUUACGUUACAUUGCCGACUACUGAGGUAAACUGCAUUAAAAAGUUUGAUCAGAUACCGGAAUGUAACGUAAAUUGCAUGCAAGUUCUUGCUAGUCUAAACCUCGCUUAAGAUUGAUGUUGGCACUCUUCAUAUACUCGAUGGGCUUUCACUGAGGUUCACGAUAAUCAAUAUAAUCUACGUAUAUUGCAUAAGAAUAUAUGGAUUGUUUAACAAUUUCGUGGACUUUAAAAUGCAAUAUAACUCUAUUUGGCCCAAAUGUUUGCCAGAUCGUCUUAAGAAGUAAGCUAAACCUAGAGCAAGACCUAGGUGUGGACCUGAAACUAUCGACUUCGAAGCAAAGUCUUCCGCAAAAGGAACCCAGUAAGCAAUAAAUAUAUAUAGACUUUUUAAAUCUUGCGUUGUUCAUUGUUCAUUUACACCGAGGGCCACGGGACGCACACUCCGAGCGUACAUUGUUUUACGUUUUAUAAGGCAUGUGUGUCAAAAAUUAUGCAAAAUUUAAUCCUAUAAAUUUUGCAUAAUCAAAGUUUAAAACCAUGUGGGAAAUAUAUUCCCUCUGCCUUAUAAGGGCUACUCCACACUAGCGUCUUUUGCGGCGGCAUUUAGUCAGCGCUAUAGAAAAUGGCGUCACUGAGCAGUUGCGUUAACGUUCCGUCGAGCAGCAGCCAUAAGGUUGACGCUAAAGAGGGGUGGCCCUAAAGGCAAACAAAUGUGUGGUGGUCGGCGUCAAGCACGCUGGGAUCGUGCGUUUCGUGGUCGAGGAGUUAGAGUUUAAUGUAUAGCUUACAUAGCUUAGUAUUUAUAAUGUGUCGGUUUAUAUCGUGUAUAGGGACCUUGUAGGAAUGAAUACCAAAAUAAACGUAGUUUUUAACAGACAGGCCAUAAUUUGGGAUUCAUGUUAGUUCUGAUACGAGGCAAUGACCGUAAAGUACAACUGACGCUGGCAUUUAUAUGUUUAUUCAAAUAAGUAUGUGGUAUUUUCUAUAAAAAGGGACCUUAUUGUCGAUGGCGCUUACGCCAUUAUUAACGAUGCUCCGAUAUAAAUACAAUGCCGCGCGACGCUGUGCGGCGUAAGCGCCAUCGACAAUAAGACUUCUCGACUUCUCAUAGAAAAUGCCCCAUAUAUUUUUAUUUUAUGUAGUUUUUAACAGACAGGCCAUAAUUUGGGAUUCAUGUUAGUUCUGAUACGAGGCAAUGACCGUAAAGUACAACUGACGCUGGCAUUUAUAUGUUUAUUCAAAUAAAUAUGUGGUAUUUUCUAUAAAAAGGGACCUUAUUGUCGAUGGCGCUUACGCCAUUAUUAACGAUGCUCCGAUAUAAAUACAAUGCCGCGCGACGCUGUGCGGCGUAAGCGCCAUCGACAAUAAAACUUCUCGACUUCUCAUAGAAAAUGCCCCAUAUAUUUUUAUUUUAUGUAGUUUUUAACAGACAGGCCAUAAUUUGGGAUUCAUGUUAGUUCUGAUACGAGGCAAUGACCGUAAAGUACAACUGACGCUGGCAUUUAUAUGUUUAUUCAAAUAAAUAUGUGGUAUUUUCUAUAAAAAGGGACCUUAUUGUCGAUGGCGCUUACGCCAUUAUUAACGAUGCUCCGAUAUAAAUACAAUGCCGCGCGACGCUGUGCGGCGUAAGCGCCAUCGACAAUAAAACUUCACGACUUCUCAUAGAAAAUGCCCCAUAUAUUUUUAUUUUAUGCCCAAACACUCAGAAUAUUCCACACCUCGUUCGAAACUGUAUCAUAAAAUCCUUCAAAUCAAAGAAAUCGAUAAGUAAAUAAUAUAAAUGCCAGCAUGUAAAAUAUAAGUGAGAUAAAUCGAGCUCUUCAUUGUAAUCUGUGUGACAGAAACAGCAAUAAAUAUAUGAUAUAAAGAUAUUAUAAUUAUACGACAAGUAUCUUGUUUGGUGUAUGUAUCGAGUACCUUAGUAUCGUGAUGUGAAAUAAUAAAUAGGUCGAAACGCACAAAUGUUAGUCAGUAAUUAAAUAUGUGUACCAAAAUGCUACUUUCGGGAUUCAGAACAUUUUGGAAUAUUUAUUAGUUAUUUUAUUACCAUAUUAAUACAUCUCAGGCAGCUUUUGCUAAGCCGAAAAUAAAUUUUUGGGUUUGCAUCAUAUUAAAAGAUUGAUAUAUGUAUACUUACUUAGGAAUUUAUAUUUAUUAUUUAUUAAGGAAAUGUUCUGAGUGCUGUGUCAUAGACAGCGAAAUUAUCGAAAUGUACACUAAAUACGAUUUGUUUUUAUUAUUUGUAUCAGGUCGUUUUAAACUAUAUUACCGUUUUACUGUAAUAUUUAAAAAAAACAUAAAUAAUUUAUAUUGAUCAUUCGAAAAAAAUUAUAAGAAAAUAUAUCACUAUUACUGUCCUACUGACAGCAUUGUUUUAAAAUAAAGUGCCAUAACGCUAACAUUAUGUAUCUAUUUAUACGAAAGAUAGGGCUUUAUACAGAUAAUAGGGACAAAUCGUAUAAUCAAUAAUCCUAGUUAAAUAAGACGGUGUCAAACUAGGGUGUUUUCAGCCGUUCUAAGACGUAAACGCACCCUCAGUGUUGCCAGUGUUUUAGUUUUUUUUAAAGUAUUUUUUCUGGCCCGAUCUGUAGAUCUGUUUUAGUGCCUUUUCGGCUUUGAAGUCGGCCUCAAAACAAAACUCGUUACAUUGUCAUUCUACUAAGUAUUGUGUUGUUAAGUCAUGCGAGACAGCCUAUUCAUGAAAUUCGAUAUAUUUC
This is a messenger RNA of Cydia strobilella, 6861 nucleotides long. It is a transcript of the gene Ric, whose product is annotated as GTP-binding protein Rit2. The transcript is spliced from 5 exons. Gene Ontology annotation, biological process: Ras protein signal transduction. The record is from RefSeq and is a predicted model, not a curated record. Gene Ontology annotation, molecular function: GTP binding; GDP binding; calmodulin binding. The coding region runs from base 244 to 903 and encodes 219 amino acids. NCBI's taxonomy places the organism in Eukaryota, Metazoa, Arthropoda, Insecta, Lepidoptera, Tortricidae. Gene Ontology annotation, cellular component: plasma membrane.